AUGCAUAUUAAUAUCAUUGAUUACUCAAAAAUGGGGAUUAAAAAAAAAAACAAAGGAAAAAAAGAUUAUGUGCCUAAUCAAAUCAAGUCCCAGAUUCCCAUAUCAAUGAGAAUUUGAUAAAAUUAAAGUUAAACCACCAAGCUUUGGUCUCCCAUAAGCUGACAUUACUUAUCUUUCUCUAUUUCUCCUUCUAUAUAAUAUAAUACAAUAUAAUAAUAUGUAUUAUAUAAUAUAAAGAGAAGGGUGCUGUGUCAUCUGUGAAUCAAUAAAUGGAGGAGAUAAAUGCAAUCCCAUGCCCCAGUUUCAGAUUGAGAGUGAAAGCUUUAGCAAAAGAAUAAUAUACAAAUACCCAAAAAAGGAAGCCAAGUUGCUUCUCACCAUCUUUAUUCAGGAAAGAGAGAGAGAGCUCAUAUGGCAUCUAUCUAUCUAUCUAUCUAUCUAUCUAUCUAUCCAGAGCUUUCUCUUUUAGUCAGUAACAGUAAAUAAGACCCCUGAAAUUUGGCUUUUUCUCUAUUAACCCAUAAGUCACCACUUCUAUUGCCCAUACUCCUACAUAUACCCUUUUGUCUGUAUUCCACACCAUUUUAAGUCAAAAGUUACCAAAACAAUCUCCUCAUUCCUCAUUGUAUCAAGAAAACUUGAUAUAAAUGUAUAGUUACAUAUAUAUGUAGAUGCCAAUCAAGAAACAUAGAACUAAAGACUGAUUUUUAGCUACUUAAAGAAGAAGAGGGAGAGAGAGAAAAAGGAUGAAGAUUUGGUGUGAUAUGUGUGACAAAGAGGAAGCCUCUAUUUUCUGCUCUGCAGAUGAAGCUGCUCUCUGUGAUGCCUGUGACCGUAGAGUUCACCAUGCAAACGAACUUGCAAGGCAACAUCUGCGGUUCUCUCUCGUCAUCCCUAACCUAAGGGAAUCACCCCUCUGUGAUAUCUGCCAGGAAAGACGCGCUUUACUUUUCUGUAAAGAAGACAGAGCAAUUCUUUGCAGAGAAUGUGAUCUUCCGAUUCACCAAGCCAACGAACACACACAGAAACACAACAGAUUCCUUCUCACUGGCGUUAAGCUCUCUGCUUCAUCUUCUUCUUCUUCGUCCUCUUUAAAUCCAUCUUCAUCGUGCUCUAAUAGGUCUGCUGCAACCAUGGGAGCCGAGUUUAACAACUUUCAGUCCCCCAUGAAGAGAGCACAGAGUACGUCAAGUCCUUGUGAGCUCUUCAGUUCUCCUUCAAUGGCGGUUGCAGCGACAAAUUACACAGUUCAUGAUUAUAACAAGGUUAUGAGCGAUGGUGGUUCGAUUCCGACGAGCAGUAUAUCGGAGUAUUUGAUGGAAACAUUGCCGGGUUGGCGAGUGGAGGAUUUGCUUGAUCCUUCCGCUGCUUUCAAUUGUUUCAGUAAGACCCAUGAUGGUGACGAUACAUCGACACAUAGGGGUGAAGAUUUUGAAAGCAAUACGAUGAGUUAUUAUUUUUCUUCACCAGAAUACUUAGCAGUGAGGGUACCUCAAGUGAAGUCAAAUUUGCACCCAAUUCCCCAAACGUCCAUUUUAUGUCCCCAAAAUGGCUUGGUAAAUUGGAGUUGACAGGAAGCAAGAGCUUGAAAAUUACAGGAGGACACUGACACUGAGCCCUGAAGAAAGAAGCUCUGGGGUAGUAGCUACGAGCCAAUGCAUACUAGUAUGUAAUAUAAAAAAAAAAA
This is a messenger RNA of Carica papaya (papaya), 1687 nucleotides long. RefSeq names its product B-box zinc finger family protein (gene BZS1). The record is from RefSeq and is a predicted model, not a curated record. NCBI's taxonomy places the organism in Eukaryota, Viridiplantae, Streptophyta, Magnoliopsida, Brassicales, Caricaceae. Gene Ontology annotation, cellular component: nucleus. Gene Ontology annotation, biological process: photomorphogenesis; regulation of DNA-templated transcription. Gene Ontology annotation, molecular function: zinc ion binding.